AUCCAGAAUGGUGAGCAGUGGGCAGAUUUGGCAUAUGUCUUAAGUAGAGCCACCAGGAUUGCUGAUGGAUGAUAUGUGAGGGAUGAGAAAAAGGAACAUAGGAAGGGGAUGGUAGCUGGAGGGAAACAUGAAUCCUAAGGAGAAUUUCUAAAAGAAGAAGGGACCAGAUGUCCUCUGGGUCACCCUGCCCCUUAAUAGCCAGGAAAAGAUAAUGGUCUGCACCCCGUUUUGUGCUCUAUGGAAAGCCCGUGUCUUCCCAAGAUUCCCUCCAUCCAGGGGGGACCUGUAUUCUCUUGGUCAUCCCUUAUCUUUGACUUCCUGCUUCUGCUGAAUUAUUAUUCUCCAUUUGGCAUCUUGUGCCCUUUGGUGUCUGCUCUGACCUUUACAUAGACUGAGAGUUCAGUCCUCAAGGUGAUGGAGAGCCUCAAAUGCCAGGGCAAGAUAAGCUUGAUCCUGAAAGCAGUUGGGGCCAUUUUUCUAUCCAUGUAUUUAUUCAACAAGUACUUCUGAGGACCUAAUAUAUACAUCACAGGAGAGAAGAUGGUGAGCCAAGCAGACAGAGUACAUGGGGCUUCCUUCAAAAUAAGAAGACAGGUAAUGAUCCAAUAUUCAUGAAUAAAUAUAAAUGGUGGCUGUGAUAGCAGCUAUGAGGAAAAGAUCCCUGGUGUUAUAGGAGCUUCUAAUAAGGGGAUCUGAUCUAAUUUGAAAGGUUGGAGGAAGCAAGAGCUGGGAUCCGAAUCUGAGAGCAAGGGUGCUCUGGGCAGCGGGAACUGCUUAUGCAAAGGCCCUGGGGUGAGAGAAAGUAUGACAGACUAAAGAAGACCUUGGAGGGGAGAGACUGUGUGGGAUGAAAGAAGAGGUUGCCCUGUGAUGGUGUGCCGGCCUUCCCCAUGGUACACAACCAUGAGGAAAGCCUUCUUCAAAGUCCCCUCUUGAACUCCUGGCCUGAGGUGUGACCUCUGAGCCUAGCGAGAGCUCAUCUGGGGGAAUGUCCAAGUCCAGGAUUUAUGAGACCCUCUUCCAGAGCCCCGAGGAGGGCUGGCAGCUCUACACCUCGGCCCAGGCGCCCGACGGGAAAUGCAUCUGCACGGCUGUGAUCCCCGCGCAGAGCACCUGCUCCCGCGAUGGCCGGAGCCGGGAGCUGCGGCAGCUGAUGGGGAAGGUCCAGAACGUCUCCCAGUCCAUGGAGGUCCUUGAGCUGCGGACGUACCGUGACCUCCAGUACGUGCGCAGCAUGGAGACCCUCAUGCGAAGCCUGGACGCACGACUCCGGGCGGCCGAUGGGUCCCUCUCGGCCAAGAGCUUCCAGGAACUGAAGGACAGGAUGUCGGAGCUGCUGCCCUUGAGCUCAGUCCUGGAGCAGUACAAGGCGGACACGCGGACCAUCGUGCGCCUGCGGGAGGAAGUGCGGAAUCUCUCCAGCAGCCUUGCUGCCAUCCAGGAGGAGAUGGGCGCCUACGGCUACGAGGACUUGCAGCGGCGGGUGAUGGCCCUGGAGGCCAGGCUCCAUGCCUGCGCCCAGAAGCUGGGCUGUGGGAAGCUGACUGGGGUCAGUAACCCUAUCACCGUUCGGGCCAUGGGAUCCCGCUUCGGCUCCUGGAUGACCGACACGAUGGCCCCCAGUGCGGACAGCCGGGUCUGGUACAUGGAUGGCUACUACAAGGGCCGGCGGGUCCUGGAGUUCCGCACUCUGGGAGACUUCAUCAAAGGCCAGAACUUUAUCCAGCACCUGCUGCCCCAGCCGUGGGCGGGCACGGGCCACGUGGUAUACAACGGCUCCCUGUUCUACAACAAGUACCAGAGCAACGUGGUGGUCAAGUACCACUUCCGCUCGCGCUCCGUGCUGGUGCAGAGGAGCCUCCCGGGGGCCGGCUACAACAACACCUUCCCCUACUCCUGGGGCGGCUUCUCGGACAUGGACUUCAUGGUGGACGAGAGCGGGCUCUGGGCCGUCUACACCACCAACCAGAACGCGGGCAACAUCGUGGUCAGCCGGCUGGACCCGCACACCCUCGAGGUCGUGCGGUCCUGGGACACCGGCUACCCCAAGCGCAGCGCUGGCGAGGCCUUCAUGAUCUGUGGCGUGCUCUACGUGACCAACUCCCACCUGGCCGGGGCCAAGGUCUACUUCGCCUACUUCACCAACACGUCCAGUUACGAGUACACGGACGUGCCCUUCCACAACCAGUACUCCCACAUCUCCAUGCUGGAUUACAACCCCCGGGAGCGGGCCCUCUACACCUGGAACAACGGCCACCAGGUGCUCUACAACGUCACCCUCUUCCACGUCAUCAGCACCGCCGGGGACCCCUAGGGGCCAGGGCGGCUCAGGCUGCCACACGAGGGCCGGGGCCCUUCUACCCCACCCGUGUCCCUUACUCUUUGUCUCCGUCCUGCCCUCGCUCUCCCCUGUCCCGUACGUUUUUUUCCUCUCCCUCCCGUUUGGCCGGGCUUUCGUUCUCUGCCUCCCCAUUUCUCUUAGUGCAUUCUGUCUGUGUCUUUUCUCCUUUGUUGGUCUCGAAUUUUGAUCCUUCACUCUUUCUGCCUUUUUAUUAGUGUCCGUCUCUUUUCAUUGAUCUGACUCUCCGGUUCUUUCCCUGUCUGCCUCUCUGUCUCUCUCUUCCUUCUUCCCCUCCCUCCUUGUUUCCCACUCCUUCCCCACUCCCUCACUCCAUGCCCCGCCUCCCUGCCCCCCACUAAGAGUUGAGUGCAUGGAUCCGUUUCUUUUUUUAUUUACACUCGUUCUUUCCGGGUUGCUGGAAUAAACGGGACCUUUGACAUUUGA
Messenger RNA from Acinonyx jubatus (cheetah), 2785 nucleotides. It is a transcript of the gene OLFM2, whose product is annotated as olfactomedin 2. The transcript is spliced from 7 exons. Bases 989 to 2314 code for a protein of 441 amino acids. Lineage: Eukaryota; Metazoa; Chordata; Mammalia; Carnivora; Felidae. Gene Ontology annotation, biological process: signal transduction. The record is from RefSeq and is a predicted model, not a curated record.